Messenger RNA from Annulohypoxylon truncatum, 918 nucleotides. RefSeq lists its product as uncharacterized. Lineage: Eukaryota; Fungi; Ascomycota; Sordariomycetes; Xylariales; Hypoxylaceae. The coding region runs from base 212 to 454 and encodes 80 amino acids. The record is from RefSeq and is a predicted model, not a curated record. The transcript has a single exon.
CCGCUUCAGAUCUGUCGAAAGUCAUACUUUCUCGGCAAGUGGGAAGUAAGGAAGGGUAGACGAUAGGGCUGAGACGGUAGAUACAGCUGCAACCCAGUGCGAGAGAGCGGAUGGCUACAUAUUAUUCCUGUCUUACACAUUUCGAAUAGGCUGGUUUUCUACUGGCCAUUAUCAAACGCAGUUGGAUACCUGUGCCCCUAACUACGAAAUCAUGCGCCUCGGAGCUUUGAAAAAUGAGCUAAAGCUUGCAUGUUUCCUAACUUAUAGCUUGCUGUCUGAAGUCGCGGAUAUAAUAAAGGUUAUCAAACUAUAUGGGCUCCUUUCAAAGGUUGCAACCUGUGGUUCUGGGGUUUUAUGUUCUACCAGCACGUUGUCGGAGCACGUCCUGGCUUCUCCGAGCCUUAUCUUGCUGCCAUGUACUAGAAAGAUCUUUACGGGGACGGCAGGGAGUUAAGACGCCAAGAAGGCAUAAGCUUUCGUGAUACUGGUGCGCUCCGGUGAGAACGUUUUGUAGGCAGGCAGCAGGACAGGUGGCGGUCGAUGUUGAAGGCAAUUUUGUCAAGGGCUCCGUGACCCAUCAAGCCCACCAGAUCUGCAGAAACACGAGCAAUAUUCUGACAGCGAACUCGAACUCAGAGAAAGUCGUUAUAGUUGUAGUGUGAGAUAACUCUCUUUGUCUAUCAUAAUCAUUAUAAUCGCGAAAAUUUCAUUCUUGUUACUUUUCAGAGUUUGAGUCGCUGUAUUUCCCAUCCGUUUACUUCAGGCUGACGAGCUGGGUAUACUUGAAAUAUUUUCUCAAUCCUUCCGAAGUUUAAUGGAGUUUAUAACGAAUACUUUCAAAACCACCGAGGACUUCGAUGGGGGUGUUUAGAUUGCCUCUUGAUGUUCAAGUAGAAAUCCAAUAUUAUUAUUCCGCCU